This is a messenger RNA of Trifolium pratense (red clover), 1427 nucleotides long. Its product is annotated as GDSL esterase/lipase At1g29670-like. Gene Ontology annotation, molecular function: hydrolase activity, acting on ester bonds. Lineage: Eukaryota; Viridiplantae; Streptophyta; Magnoliopsida; Fabales; Fabaceae. The record is from RefSeq and is a predicted model, not a curated record. The transcript is spliced from 6 exons. Bases 258 to 1364 code for a protein of 368 amino acids.
AGUGACAUUUAUGGACUGCCACCCGAGCUGAAACAAUAAAAAAACUGACAUUUCAACUGCCAAACAUAAAAGUGGGGACAGAGAUUUGUAGUCUCAUUUCAACAUGUUGAUAACGUUUGAAAUUGAAACUAUAUACAUCUUCAUCUUCUUAAUAAUCCCUUUUGUCCUUAUACAUUGAUGCUUUAAGUUUCAUGUUAACAAAAGGAACAAAGCCACCCUUAUUUUUUGCUAAGCAUCAUUAAAUUUUCUUCUAAGAGAUGGAAUCAAUGAUCAAGGCAUGGUUGGUGAUGCCUAUUCUUUUCUUGUCUGCAAACUAUUUGCAACAAUGUGUCAAUGGAAAAUCACAAGUACCUUGUUUGUUUAUCUUUGGAGACUCUUUAUCUGAUAGUGGAAACAAUAACAACCUUCCUACCUCUUCAAAAGCUAAUUACAAUCCUUAUGGUAUCGACUUUCCGUUCGGCCCAACUGGAAGAUUUACCAACGGUCGAACUGCAAUUGACAUAAUAACUCAACUUCUUGGAUUUGAGGAAUUCAUUCCACCGUUUGCAAACAUUAAUGGUUCAGACAUACUCAAAGGUGUGAACUAUGCAGCUGGGGGAGCUGGAAUUCGUUCCGAGACAAGCAUGACUUCGGGUUUUAUUAUCAGCUUGGGAAUGCAGUUAAAAAAUCACAGAGAUAUAGUUUCUCAAAUUGCUGGCAAACUUGGAAGUGUUGACAAAGCUCAACAAUAUCUUAACAAAUGCUUGUAUUAUGUGAAUAUAGGAAGUAAUGAUUACAUAAACAAUUACUAUCUUCCUCAAUACUAUCCAACAAGCCUUAUGUAUAGCCCUGAUCAGUAUGCAGAAGCUCUAAUCCAAGAGUUAUCUUUGAAUUUACUGGGUUUACAUGACAUUGGAGCAAGAAAAUAUGUGUUGGUUGGGUUAGGCCUAUUGGGCUGCGUUCCAUAUACCAUAGAUAAUCAUGGAACAAAUGGUUCUUGUGUUGAUGAGGAAAAUGACCCUGCAUACAUUUACAAUGUUAAGCUUAAAUCUCUAGUGGAUAAUUUCAACAAGAAGUUCUCUCUUGAUUCCAAAUUCAUCUUCAUAAAUAGUACAUUAGAAUCAGAUAUCCAGAAUCCAGAUCGUUUUUUGGUUUCAAAUGCUCCUUGUUGUCCAUCAGGGUGUUUUCCUGAUGAAAGGCCGUGCUAUAAUAGGAGUGAUUAUGUGUUUUGGGAUGAUGCCCAUCCCACUGAGGCUUGGAACCAACUCACUGCAAUAAGGUCUUAUGAAGAUACAGAUGAUUCAGGGUACACUUAUCCAAUGGAUAUUAAGCAACUUGUUGAACAAGAAACUAUGAUGAAAUUGGAGCCUAGUGCCUCUAGUUAAAUAGUUUCAAACUAACAAUAAAUUGGUUUAUUAUUGUUAUAAUUUAAUAUUUUAGCAUUUAGC